AUGGAAAAUAACACGUUACAUGCCCUACAGAGUGAAGUAGAAUUUUACAGACAAAACCAAAACGCUGUCGAAGACGAAAUAAGGACUCUGAUCUCCGACAACCAGAAAUUAUCUCAUCAGGUUGGGAUGCUGCUGAAAGAGAGACUGAACAACGCCCGACAAGCAAAUGGCAAAGAUGAAGAUGUCAGCAAAGAACUGGACGAGUUGAGAAACCAAUUGUCUUUACUUACUAAGGAAAGAGAUUCAUUGCAUGUGCUGUGGCAAACAUCAGAGAAAACUAUAAACGCUUUAGAAACUGAACUAGAAACUUAUCAGAGCUACGAGAAAAGAGGACAACAGCAGAAUACGACCGAAGAAAGAAGAGAAUUAGAACUAAAACUUGAAACCGCUUUAACAGAUUAUAUCGAAUUAGAAAAGAAAUAUAACGAAUUAGUCACUAAACACACCGCUUUAGAAAAUGACUUGAAAAAUAAAGACAAAGAAAUAGCAUCUUACAAAGAGCGGGGUAAAGAAGCAGAAAAAGAAUUUAAAGAUGUAACGAAAUCUUUGGAAGAACAUAGAAUAAAUUUCGCAGUGGAGAAGAAGAAUAACGAAGACUUGAAGGCACAGUUGGCAGUUUGUCAAAAAAAUUGUGUUGAGAAAGUAAAGAAAGAAGCUGAAGCUAAAUCGAAGUUAACUGAAGCUUUGCAGUUGUAUGACGUCGUAUCGGAUCAGAAGAAUGAGGCGUACAAGACGAUACAAGAACUAACCAGAGAAAUCGCACAUCUGAAACAUAUUCAAUUCAACAUAAAACAUGAAAUAGAAACAACAUGCAGGAAAGAGAUGGAUGAAAUAAAAGAAAAAUACAAUGAAAAAGUAUCCGAUAUGCUACAUCAUAUACGGAACUUGGAUUCUGAGUUAGUAGAGAAGGGACUAUUGCUGAAUAAAACUCUAAGAGAAAACAAGGUACUACAAGCGGCCAACGACAAUUAUUUGAAGCAACAAAAAAAUGAUUUAAGAUCAGUUGACCCCAAACUUGCUCUGGCAGAACAACGAUUAGAAGCAAUGUUUCAAGAACUGGUAGCAUCAGAGAGACGCAAUAUCCAAUUAGUCUGUGAGAAGCAAUGUCUCGCAGUGGACAUGCAGAGAGUGCAGGAUGUCCACACGAGGGAGACCAAACGUCGGGAUUGGGAGGAGAAGCUGUUGAGGACACAGUGCGAAGAGUUGAAAUUGCAGGUGGAACAUCUACAGAAGUCGUUAGAUGAAACUCACGAGAUGGUCAACAAGCUACAAAACAUGUUAUCGUCUAGAACAGAACUGAGUCUAAAAAUGGUAUCUACAAAGGAAGAGGAACUAGUGGAACUGAAUAAACAUUUAGAAAAUCAAAUGGAACUUAGUAAAAAAUGGAAAGAAUCGUACCUUGAGAUGACGGAGAAAAUGAAGAAGAAAUUAGAAGAUUUACAGAAAGAGAAUGAAGAUCUUCGUGCUAAAUUCAAAAUUGCUUGCACCGAUUCUCCAGAGGAAAGUGCUAGCUAA
Molecule: messenger RNA, 1515 nt
Organism: Arctia plantaginis
Lineage: Eukaryota; Metazoa; Arthropoda; Insecta; Lepidoptera; Erebidae
Source: the annotation of a GenBank genome assembly